AUGGCUUCGAUGGAACCAAGAGAGCUUGAAAGCGCCAUAGUGGGCGGGCAAUCGCCCGACAACGCGGUUCGAGAACGAAGCGAGCAGUUUAUCCUGGAAAAAAUAGCUGAAAAUCCGGGUCUUGGAUGUACGUUAUUGAUAGAAUUUGCGUUGCAAGACGAGAGAGCAGUCGAGCAUAGGCUUUACUCCUUGCUAACACUAAGAAAACUGGUAACAAUGCAUUGGAGUGCUGGUUUUGAAUCGUAUAUCGGUCCACCUGGAAUUGGCGAGGAAAAUAAACCUUUCAUUCGUGACGCGCUUUUGAAAUUAGGCCUCGACGAUCUACAAAACUCACGCAUUGUUGCAGGCAGUUCCUACUGCAUCGUCCAGAUUGCUGCGGUAGAUUUCCCUGAUUCCUGGCCAGAGCUUUUGGCUGCGGUAUUCGAUGCAAUCGUCACCAAACAAUCACUGAGCGCGCUACGGCUUUUGAACGAGAUUUUCGACGACAUCGUGUCGGAGGAAAUGUUCUUCCAAGGCGGUGUCGGCUGGCAAACAAUUCAACUAGUCACUGAGAUGCUCAAGAGUGAAAAAUUCGCUCUGACGGCCAAAAUCGCAGCAGGAAAUUUGUACUGCGUGUGCUUGGGACAGUUGCAGCUUCCGAGCGCCAAUGCUACCAAGGCACUCAGAGACUCUGUGACCGCUCACCUACGCGAAACGCUGCGGAUCUUGAUCGAGGGCAUAAGGUCAUACUCCUCGUUUGACAUUUCCAAUCUCGAUGUUCUCGAACUACUUCGUGUCAUGUUUGAAUGUGUCAAUAAAAUCACCACAUCGUUCUCAAAGAGCGUCGUCACUUCGGAACUCAACCACGAAAUCAAGACUAUGGUGAUCGAGGGCCUGGCUCGAGUUUCGCAAAUUCGCCAGACUCACAAAUUCACUUAUGAAUCAAAAGAGUUUACCGCGGUGGAUGAAUUGGGAUGCGAAUUGUUGCAGGCACUUGGCAACAUCAACAAUCUGGCACUAGAUGAAAGUCAGCUUCAUCGUGUCAUCGAGGCUCUGAUCUUUUGUAGUGCCCUGAUCGAUGACGACAUCGAGAAAUGGGAAGCAGACUUCAACAGCUUUAUAACCAUCGAAGAGGGUUUGAGCGGUCCAUACAGGAUGCGGAAUGCAAGCGAAGAUUUUUUGCAAGAUUCCCCAGCACAGCUUUGUGAGCUCAUCACAGAUGCCUUAUUGACGAUUUUCCCUACUUUAAUAAGAGACGACUGGAAACUAGGUGAAGCCAUUUUGUUUUUAUUUAAAUGGCUUUAUGAGGAUGUGGAGUUCAGCAUCGCAGUACAGGCACCGCGCUUUAUUGAAUUUAUGACCUUUCUAAACGACAGCAUUACUGCUCCACACGACGACCAAAAUGCGGUUUUGCUUGGCCGGAUGCUCAUUGUUGUACCGAGGAUGUUGAAGGUCACCAAAACUGCACAAGAGAACUGGAAUGACAUGGUCAAGUCUUUUGUGGACAUUUCCAUGAAACUAGCGUUGAAAUCAAAUGAUGAUAUUUUAGAGGUCGCAUUUCUUAAAUGCUUCUGUGAAUAUGCACAAAUUUCUGACUUACAUGAUGUAUUGGGAGAGCUAUCAUUUCAUCUUCGAGACGCAGUUUGCCGCAUAAUUGAAGAAGUUAGUGUCGAUAGUGAAGAAGACACGAUAAGUGUCAUACUGCAGGCUCUGACAGCCGCUGCUUCACUGAAGUUGGAAGACAACAAGGGCGGCCUUUUUUACCACAAUGUUCUCAAACUUCUUUUGAACAUCUCUUCAAAGAAUCCCUCAAAUAUCGAGGUGGUAUUGGAGGCAGAAGAAUGCUUGUCGACCAUAAUGAAGCGAGUAACAACUCCUGUUUAUACCGCUUACUCUGAAACUUGCAUGCCACUAAUUGUGGGCUCUCUAAAUCGUUUGAUAUGCGAGAAGAGCGAUUAUUCUCCAAGCGCUUGUCUUUCCCUGGAGCUUUUAAAAGUUUUCAUGAAGAGAAAGCCAAUAGAUGGUCCAAUACCCGCUGCUAUUAGUGACUUUGUUUUGAAACCGUUGAUCGAUAUUUUGGUCAAUUCAUAUGACGACGCAAUUACACAGCUUUCUUCAGAUUGUUUGGUUUUCUUGAUUCAUAACUCGUCAGCGGAAGAAAUCGAGCCUCUAUUACCUCUAAUCAUUUCAACCCUGGAAAAGUUACUAUCUGACGAAACUUCAGACUCUGGAGCCAUGAAUGUGGGGCCAUUAGUGCUAGUUGCGGUACAAAAGUUUCCAGGACAACUGCAUGAGCUUUUUCCCAGAAUCAUGGAAGCUGCAACCAGAAAGUUUGUUACCGCUGAAAACAUUUCCACUUCGGAGAAUUUGCUGUCACUGUUUUGCUACCUAAUGGCCAAGAGUCCCGAAGAAGUUAUAAGCUUCCUGUCAUCUUUCAGCGUAGAUGAAGAGGCUGGAGACGCGUUAAAUGCAGUGCUGCCAAAGUGGCUCGAUGCUUUCGAGGUUGUUCGUGGUAACAAGAGGAUCACUGAAAACAUCAAGGCCUUGUCCAAGCUCUUUUUCCAAGAAGACGAAAGAGUUUCCAGAAUUCAAGUCAGAGGCGAAGUUAUUCCGUAUGAGGGUGAUUUGAUUGUUACUCGAUCAAUGGCCAAGAAUAUGCCACAGGAAUACAAAAUGAUUUCUUUCUACGAGAAGGUAGCCAAACUUUUUGUCUCUGAGCUUGAGUUUCAAUCCAAGCAAAGUAAUGUGGACAAAUACGUGCUUUACGACGUCGAGAAGUAUGAUGACCAAGGAAAAGGAGAAGGCGAAGGUGAUUGGGAGGAUGUGGACAGCGUUUUGGAGUUCGAGAGAUUACAAGGACAUUUAGAUGACGAUAGCGAACCAGAUAGCGACUACUGGGAGUCCGGCGAUGACAGCGCGAGUGAUCUUGGCGACAGCUACGACGGCGUGGAGCAGGGCACAAGCAAGGAAAAAGGGCCAUCUGCGAGAGAACUUUUGAUAUCGUUUUUCCGCGAUGCUGCCUCAAAAAACUUGAACAGCUUCCAUGCAAUUUACGAGAGACUUUCUGACCACGAAAAAAAGGUAUUAUCAGAAAAUCUGAUAUGA
Messenger RNA from Lachancea meyersii CBS 8951, 3084 nucleotides. The record is from the annotation of a GenBank genome assembly. Lineage: Eukaryota; Fungi; Ascomycota; Saccharomycetes; Saccharomycetales; Saccharomycetaceae.